Molecule: messenger RNA, 1372 nt
Organism: Peromyscus eremicus (cactus mouse)
Lineage: Eukaryota; Metazoa; Chordata; Mammalia; Rodentia; Cricetidae
Product: Y+L amino acid transporter 1
Exons: 8
Biological process (GO): amino acid transmembrane transport
Cellular component (GO): membrane
Molecular function (GO): basic amino acid transmembrane transporter activity; L-amino acid transmembrane transporter activity
Source: RefSeq, a predicted model, not a curated record
GUCUCUUAACCUUCAUUAACUGUGCCUAUGUCAAGUGGGGGACCCUGGUCCAGGAUGUUUUCACCUAUGCUAAAGUGUUGGCACUGAUUGCUGUCAUCAUUGCAGGCAUUGUUACACUUGGCCAGGGAGCCACAACUAACUUCGAGAAUUCCUUUGAGGGCUCGUCAUUUGCAAUGGGUGACAUUGCCUUGGCGCUGUACUCAGCUCUGUUCUCCUACUCGGGGUGGGACACCCUUAACUAUGUCACCGAAGAGAUCAGGGAUCCUGAGAGGAACUUGCCCCUCUCCAUUGGCAUUUCCAUGCCCAUUGUCACCAUCAUCUACCUCUUGACCAAUGUGGCCUAUUACAGCGUGCUAGACAUGAAGGACAUCUUGGCGAGUGAAGCUGUGGCUGUGACCUUUGCAGACCGGAUUUUUGGAAUAUUCAACUGGACAAUUCCAGUGGCAGUUGCAUUAUCCUGCUUCGGGGGUCUCAAUGCUUCUAUUGUGGCUGCUUCUAGGCUUUUAUUUGUGGGCUCGAGAGAAGGCCACCUCCCUGACGCCAUCAGUAUGAUUCAUGUUGAGCGGUUCACGCCAGUGCCUUCUCUACUCUUCAAUGGUAUCUUGGCACUGAUCUACUUGUGUGUGGAAGACAUUUUCAAGCUCAUUAACUACUAUAGCUUCAGCUACUGGUUCUUUGUGGGGCUUUCUAUCGUGGGUCAGCUGUAUCUACGCUGGAAGGAACCCGACCGGCCUCGCCCUCUCAAGCUCAGCCUUUUCUUCCCCAUCAUCUUCUGCCUGUGCACCAUCUUCCUGGUGGCCGUCCCACUCUACAGCGACACCAUCAACUCCCUCAUCGGCAUCACCAUCGCCCUCUCAGGUUUACCCUUCUACUUCCUCAUCAUCAGGGUGCCGGAGCACAGACGACCCCUCUGUCUUCGAAAGGUUGUAGCCUCCACCACGUGGUACCUCCAGAUCCUCUGCAUGUCAGUUGCUGCAGAACUGGAUUUGGAUGAUGGAGAGACGCCCGAACAACAAGAUCGCAAGUCUAACUAGAGCUUGGAAUCCGGGGUGCUUCUUAUGUCCCAUCGGACAGGACCUCUGGAGGCCCCCAUCCAGGAGCCCAGUCUUGACAGCUUCAACUUUGAACUUGCUUUUGAGGGAUGAAAAGUAAUUUAUUUGUUUUGCUACGUGUUGUUUUAGACUUCAUAAAGCGAUACUGCAGACCGUGGCAGGAAGCAGGCCACUUCGGGAGCUUGGUUCUGGAAGUACCUGGGUGUGCCUACCCACUCCUCUUUUCCUUUACAAGGGCCAACAAUGCUCCAAACUUGUCUCCUUUAGAGGGACACAAAACUGUCAUAGUUGCAAAACAAUAAAAAGGUUACGUUCCUGAA